Messenger RNA from Drosophila innubila, 2510 nucleotides. RefSeq names its product angiogenic factor with G patch and FHA domains 1. The transcript has 9 exons. NCBI's taxonomy places the organism in Eukaryota, Metazoa, Arthropoda, Insecta, Diptera, Drosophilidae. The record is from RefSeq and is a predicted model, not a curated record. The coding region runs from base 60 to 1958 and encodes 632 amino acids. Gene Ontology annotation, molecular function: nucleic acid binding; protein binding.
UGUAUUCGUAUUCAUAAAACAAUUCUGCGUUUGGAAACAACAAUAAAAUUCUUCUAUUGAUGUCGUCGCCGGAAUAUAAUGCCGCCCAGGCAUCCAAGUCAUCCCAGGCAGCAGAGGAAGUAUCGGCACACGAUUAUAUCGAGUUGAAAACAAUGCAAGAUGUGGAGGCUCUGGAGCAAAAGCAGCUUUAUUUGUACAUCGAGAAAUUACAUGGAAUCAUUCGGAAAUACGACACCAAAAUAGCAAUAUACAAGAAGAAACUAAAACACUUUCUGAGCAAGGAAACAAAGAGAACUGAGGAAAACGGGGAAUUGGAGGAAUCGCUGAAGAGCGAAGGAAACGGACAGAAACAGGAGGAGAAAAAGGAGGGAGAAGAGGCUGUUAAGGAACUUUCGGCCAGUGAUGCAUUUAGCUUUGUGGAUGAAAUGCGUCAGGCAGCGAAGCACGCAGAGAACCUUAACAGCUUCGUCUAUGAGCCCACAUCGGGCAUGUACUAUGAUCCAAAGACGGGCUACUACUAUAAUGCGGAAUACGGGCUUUACUACGACGGAAAUACGGGCUGCUACUAUAGCUAUGAUCAGGCUAAAGAUUCGUACGAGUUUCACUCGCAGGCGCAGGUGCAGGAAAAUGCUGCGGCGUCAGGUGAUAAUGAUAAUGAUGAUGAUGGUGAUGUCCAGGACAUUGAUGUUGAGUUCGAUGAGCAUGGUGGUGUGAUAACAGACAUGAAGACAUUGCAACAGAUCAAGGCUGAGAAGCAAAAGGUCAAAGAGCGUGCUGAGAAAAGCAAACGCAAGGCGAAGAAGAAGCAUAAGAAGAAGCGCAAGAAGGAACAUCGUCAUAAGUCCAGAAAACGACACAAACAUCGAGAUAGCGAUGAGGAUGAGAAUGAAAAUAAAACCAAAGAGGACACAGGUCGCAGAAAGAAGAAGGCACGCAAAACUUCACACGAUGUUGAAGACGGCGAACUGUCGCAAUCGUCGAGCAGUUCCAGCUCCGAUUCCCAUACCCGAUCCAGCGACAAUGACAGCAGCAACAGCGACCAGGAAAUUGACCAGGACAAUGGUGUGCCUCUCUUUAAAGCCUCCGGUCGCUUUCAAGAUAUUGCCAAAAAGUAUCCACCCUCGCUCCGCAUCAUUGUGCAGGAGACGAAUGUGCAGGAACUGACAGUUGGCAGCUUGCAUUUGAUAACCUAUAAAGGCGGAUCUCUGGGCCGCGAAGGAGCACACGACGUUAUUAUACCAGAUGUGAAUGUCAGCAAGUGUCAUUUGAAUUUCCACUAUGACACUAAGCAGGGUAUUUACAAAUGUCGUGAUUUGGGCUCCCGCAAUGGCACCGUUCUCAAUGGCGUCCGCGUGGAGAGUGAAACAGUCCAGGAUCUGGUGCACGGCAGUGUUUUGGGCAUUGGUCAGACCAAGUUACUUUGCCACAUACACGAGGGCAACAGCACCUGUGGAUUAUGUGAGCCGGGCUUGUUGAUUGAGACGCCAGUGCCCACAACAACAACAACAAAUGCAUCCAAUGUACUUUCCCAUAAGGAACAGCUAAAGAAACUUCAAAAGAAGUACGGCCUGGAGAAUGAGAAAUUCUUGAAAACGAACGCCAGCUCUAAUCCAAAUUAUAAUGACCGUAGUGCUCAAAGACGCAUAAAGGUAGGAAGUAGCACGGAUAAGGAAAAAACCGAAGUGGCGUGUGUGCAUACUGAGAUUGCCAGUUCAAACAAGGGUUUUAAAAUGCUCAGUAGACUGGGCUGGCAAAAGGGCGACACUUUGGGCAAAAGCAAUCAGGGACUGCUUGCACCUAUCAAUGUGGUGGCUAAUGAGGGCACUACCGGACUGGGCAGCAAUGAACCAAGUGCCUCUCGACCCGUGGAUAAGCGGAGAUUAGCGAAUCUUAAGAUUACACAGGCUCGAUAUCAAAAAGCCAAUGAUAUAUUCUUAUUAUCCGAUGAAAGCGAUUGAUAAGCAAGUUAGUUUGAAACACACAUUUAAUAAACAAUUGCUCAUACAUUUAAUGAUCAUAAUUAUACAUAUAUAUUGUAUAUAGUAUAUAAAGAUAAGGGUAUACAAAUGUAUACAUAUUACGUAGUUAAAAGAUCUUGCUAUGUAAGUUUAAGCUAUCAGUCGAAUUAUUAAUUAAAAUAGCUUCACUCAUAAACACAAUUAGGGUACUCACUUAACCCAGGCAUCCUAGCAGAUGCCCAUUUUUAAACCGUGAAUGGCGCUUUACUUUGCAGUCACAAUAUGAUUUAGUAAGAUAUUUUAUAAAGAGGACAAUAGCUCAAAUGUGUACAAAAAACAGUUGACUGGCGCUAUUCACGUUUUAAAAAUGGACCAUGUGCCAUGUGCUAGAAUGCCAGGGUUAAGUGAGUACUCCAAAUAUAAAAAUUAAAAAGAAAAAAAAUUCACAUAUAUAUAUAUUUAUAUAUUUCGAGUAAUAAAUAAAUUAAAUACAUUCGCUUAGCUCUAUUAUCUAAGUAAAGAUAAAUGUGCCAAUCAAAUUAUAUUAAUUAA